AUGGAGCAUAUGUGGACUUUGUCCAUCGAAAUGGGCUGGUUUGACCCAAAUAGCGACCAAACGAGGGAGGACGCUUUGCUCCUUGAGAAGCAGCGGAUGCGACUUGAUCGUCUCAAAGCGACUGGGAUGGGUAUGAAAGGCACAAAUCCAAAUAGUGCCAAGCACGAGCUCUCUCAGCGAGGCCCGAGCCAGAUUGUUUCGUACAGUUCCCGCUUUAUGAACAAGAUCAGUGAGGUCACGGACGAUAUGAAUGUCUCUGGGAGCUUAUCGAUAAAAUAUGGCACGAUCGGCGGGUCUGGCAAGGGCUCCUUCAUCGACUCGGACAAGUUCAAGGAGAGCGACAGCAUCGAUGACUGCCUGGGUUGCACCCUGAGGCGCCACAGGCUCGGCGAUAUCUUCCUCGAUGUAUUUCUCUAG
Lasiosphaeria miniovina is the source of this 417-nucleotide messenger RNA. RefSeq lists its product as uncharacterized. Lineage: Eukaryota; Fungi; Ascomycota; Sordariomycetes; Sordariales; Lasiosphaeriaceae. The transcript has 3 exons. The coding region runs from base 1 to 417 and encodes 138 amino acids. The record is from RefSeq and is a predicted model, not a curated record.